GAUAUCCACACGUUUCAUGGUUAAUAACCAACCGAGCUCAUGACAAGUGAGAAUCGGAGACGUUAGUUUGUGUUCAGAAGUUGGACGGGAACGUGUGUGUGGCAGCUCCGGGAUUUAACCCGGCGAUUCGCAUGAAACUUCCCUUCCUUAAGAAGCACAAGUGUAAAAAGUAAUAAAAUCCCAGGCAAGAAAUCCUUAAUUACACGUCUCCACAAUUUUACCGAAAUCCGGAGAGAAGAGAAGCAACAGUUUUUUUGAUCUAACAUCAAACGCCAGGAAUUACACAGACGAAGCUUUGGCUUUGAUGGCUGGAGAGCUUUUCCCAAGAGCAGUGUGUUCUAUAAUAGAAAGUUCACAAUAGUCUCAGUGCUUAUCCUUCUGUAAAAAAGAACAAGGAAACUACUUAUCCUCAUAAAUAUAUCAUACAUGUAGAUUUAGCAUGUGCAGACUGAUGAAAGCGUGGCGAAUGCUCAAUACAAUACAUGUUCGGACAAAAAAUUCCACGAGAACAACACGAAAGGGGCCAGAAUUUAAUUCCACACGAAUUGGGUAAAAUUAGAUCUUCCUAUUCAUGCUCAUAGAGUUGGAUGCCUUGAGCUGUGAAAUUAUUGUCGUCUUAUCCAAGCAAAUGAUUAGAUAAAAGUGAAAUGAGUGAAAUGGCCAACUCGAGUGAAAGAAAUAUUCUGGAGGUGACACUGCUGCUGUUACGAGUAGCCUCGUGAGUGAGCAACAUGUGUCUAUUUCCAAUUUACCCUUCACUCUGAGAAGUAUAUUGUGAACAUGAAGAUGUAAUGAACCGAAAACCUGGAGGAGACAAGGAUUCCUAAUAAUCGUACAAAGAUACAACUACGCAAAUUCAAUAUAAAUAUGUGAACUCUCGUGUGUCUCAUUUUGUGUGAAAUGUGCGGAACAAAAUGUCUCGAGGCAAUGGCUGACGAUACCUCGACUUAUUAACUAGCGUUUGUUUGAAACGAAAUUGGAAUGAGCAUAUGGAUAUGUAAUAUGAGCGUUUGUGUGGAUGAUGCACAAUCGAAAUGAGUGAAGUGCUCUUGAAAUGAUGAAGAUGACGGUUUCUUCUGUGCAUGACAUUCUCAUUUCGACGAGAUCAACGACGACGACGAAACUCGAUCAACAACUCCUACUUCAUGGCCCGAGCAUUCCUCAUUAAGCAGGAGAUAAAUCAGUGCAGAAGAUAUGAGCGAGGCGCAACUUCACCGGAAAACUCUCCUCUAAUUGGGACUCGACUUGAGAAGCUUAUUCUCAAGAGUGGUGUACAAGUGUUGCAAUUAAACCUUUUCAUGAGUGGCGAGAUGAGUGAGACUUGUUUGUAUUCUUGACAUCAUCGCCAUCUCGCAAAAUGGCGUGUGUCCUUCCUCCAGAGACAUUAUCGGAAGGGGAACAAUCAGACCAUCAUCUCGUCGCAUCGGCAGCAAAGACAAUAACCUCGUCCUCUUCCUCCUCCGGUGGUGGUGGUGGUGGCGACGGUGGAGAAAGGUACGAUGAGACACAGCACCAACAAGAAGGAGACCACCACCACCAGCAGCAGCAUCAUUCCGGAGAAAGCACGUCUUCAUCCCUCACACCAAUGUCGACCUCAACUCCGACCCCCACAGGAACCACCCCCGUGUCCACACCGCUCCCCACCAGCGUCGCCAGUGUGCCAGAAAUUCCAACCAAGAGCAUUGAGCACACUCUGCUCCCACUGGUUCAACAGAUAACAACUCUGGUGAAUGCCAAAGAACGAUCUUUCUGUUCGGAGCGGACGCUGCGUGCGAUAUCACGCGUGGGACAAUCUGUCAACAUCGCCGUGGAACGGUUCGUCACCGUUGGUGAAGCGAUUGCUGAUGACUCUGAUGAAAUCCGGCCACAAAUGUAUGCAGCCUGCCAAGAGGCUCGAGCUUCAGGUGCAAUGAUAGAAAAAUUGUGUGAUUAUGGGGGCAAAUGCAUCGAAGGGGGAGUUCCUCGCGCAGUUUCGGACCGUGCCGCCAUGGUCCGCGCUGCCAGAUCGCUUCUCGCCGCCGUCACUCGUGUUCUUCUCUUAGCCGAUAGUGUCGUGGUUAAGCAACUUCUUCUCGCCAAAGCCAAGGUCUCGAGCACUUUAACCAGACUUGAGAGCGUUACAAAUUUUACCGAGUUUGUCAAAGCCUUCAGUCAGUUUGGUUCUGAGAUGGUGGAGCUUGCCCAACUCACUGGAGAUCGUCAAGCGGACCUCAAGGAUGAAAGAAGAAGGGCACAAAUGGGGGCGGCACGACAUGUACUCGAGCGGUCCACCUUGAUGCUACUUACGUCUGCCAAGACGGUUCUUAAGCAUCCAGAUUGUCCGAAUUCGAGGGAGAACCGAGAUACUGUUUUUUGCCAAAUGAGGAGAGCCAUGGACCUAAUUCACUACGUCGUGAAGGACGGCGUACUGGACUCAGCAGCCGCCCUGGUUUCGCACCCUUCGUCAUCGUCAGCACAACCAUCCCGCAUUCCCAAACAGGACGAUUGGGAAGGCAACCACAGCUUGAGUUACAGUCUCCAAAGGUUUUUGGACCAGGUUGAGGUGAGUCGAAUGACAAUGUUAGGACCACAAUCACAGUCCAGAACCCAGCUUCCAGCCACCAUCGAGCACAUUAUGGAACGAAUUCAAGACUUUACCGAUUCUGCAUAUACGGCACACGAGCACCGAGAAAACAUCCUACUCCUCUGUGAUCGUGUGAGACUGCAGCUCAACCAGCUCCUGGGGUCCCUCCUAAGGGAUACAAAGGAUGGUGGCUCCCUCGAAGUCGAAAGUGCAAUCGAAGGGACGCUCAAAUCUGUGUAUGAGCUUCGAACCCAGCUCCAAGAGAUUGCACUUCUCCAAGCUGGUGAUAUGGUGAACUCGUCCAAAGAUGCAUCAGAACUGAUCGGCGUUCUCCGCAACGCCGCCCUCACCACAGAUGCUGACCGACUGGACGAAGUUGCCGAUUCCUUUGGGGAGCAUCUCGACCACUCUCAAGAGGUGUGCAAACUUCUUCGUCACAUCAGCCCCACGGACUCGCUCCAUGUGCAAGCCAAAUAUGCUGAGAUUAACUUGAAAAUUUAUGGGCCCCAGUUGGCCGUCGCCGCCCGAGUUUUGUGUUCAAACCCCACUUCCAAAAUUGCCAAAGAGAAUUUUGACGUAUUCUCCGAUAUGUGGCAGUCGCUAAUGGAGGACGUGGCGUCUCUUACCAACGACAUGGGGGAUGUUUGUCGAACGAGAGCGAUGGGGGAUAAAAACUUUUAUAUGUCACUACCGAGGCCAGGGUAUGUGCCUCCAUCUAACAUUAAUCACAUUGGUGGUGGGACUGGCAAUGCCAACAAUCCAGUCAUUGCUGCACAACCUCCCCCACAACCACUCCCUGAAGUUGCAGACCAACAACAACUGGUACCCAUCGAUGAUGAUGGAGGUGCCCUCUACCCGAAACAUGGUACCACAAAGAAACCUAUGAAAGCAGUAAAAUUAGACAAUGAGGAGCAAGAAAAAAUAGCCAAGAGUGCUCUCGAUAUGAAGCUUGUCACGUCUGAUCUGGAAGCUGAAGCUGAGAAAUGGGGCGAGGAAAAUUACAACGACGAGAACAACGAUAUUGUCCGCCGAGCCAAAAAUAUGUCCACAAUGGCAUUUAAUAUGUACCAGUUCACCAAAGGGGAAGGAGCUCUAAGGACGACCCAGGAUCUCUUUACGCAAGCCGAAUAUUUUGCAGAAGAGGCCAAUCGACUUUACAAAGUUAUCCGACAGUUUUCAUAUACGGUCCCAACGAGCGUGGAUAAGAAAGAUCUAUUGGAGAAAGUUGACGAGAUUCCAAACCGAGUGCAGCAGCUUCAAUUUACCGUAAAGAACCCAACGGUGGGUAAGGCUGCGACGUUUACGAAAGUGGACUCUGUAAUCCAAGAGACAAAGAACUUGAUGAACGUCAUCUCCAAAGUGGUCACCACGUGUUUCGAGUGUGCUUCCAAGUACAUGCUUUCAGCAUCGGGUGAUAGCAUUAAUCCCAACCAGUACAAGUUGGACUUUCGUGGUCUGUCUCCCAGAGGACGGAACUCUCCCUACCGGACGGACGCAGAGGAUCAGAGCGGGGGGGCUGGCAUGGGAGAUUCCAAGGUCGGCGGGGGCGGCUCUUCAGAUGGUUCCAUGUGACAGUUCGGAAUGGGCAGAAGGCCCAAAGGCGGAGACGGGCGAAGAACGCGUGUCUCAUUCCUCCUAUUCUAAAUGAACUUCAACUCAACAAGAACCAAAUAUCUCUGUCUGAUUGCUGCGGAUUUCUUAAUUCCGACGUGGAUUCCUUGUUUUGUACAUUUUGCAAUCAACAAAGAACAAAUUCCUUUCAGAGAAGAAUAUGAUAAAGGAAAUAAUUAUAAAAGAGAAGAAGAAGGAAUUCCUGUAACUUAGUUGAACCAGAGAGACGAGAUUUUUUGAAUCCGUAUUUUUUUCUUUCUUUUUUACUACUGCAUAUACUGCAGAGUUCUUGGGGGAUUACUAUAAUUUACUCCCAAAUGUAUACUAGUAUGAGUAUAGUUCUUUCUAAUUCCAUAUCUGGUAUACUUUUAUGUCUUGAAUUUUUGCGUGGUACAAGCCUCUUUUAACACGAGGAGGAAUUUAAGUUACUCAAUUCAAGGUCACUUAAAUUACUAAAUGAUUUAGUAAUUUGGGUUACGUCUACUUAAUUAUUUAGGAGAUGAAUAUAUUUAGUUUUAGCUGGAAAUGUAAUUUUUUUUACCUGAUAUGUUCCCAUUUUCCAUCAAGGUCUCUCUCUACAUAAAAUCUCAAUACUAAUAAUUUACUAAUCUUCUCAGCAGCAAAAUGCCAAAAUUUAUGAAGCGUCAAAUUCUAUGAAGCGGCAGGAUGACAGGAGUCAUCAUGAUCCCCUCCACUUACACAACUACUAAAUAAAUAUAACAAAACCACCAAGGUUUGUAACUGCAUGUUGUAUAGAUCUACUAAAUUUCUAACAUUGUUAACCCUGAAACAGGUAGAAAGGUCAUAGACGUCCGUGCUAUCCAAUAUAAUCUAUUAUUGCUCAUAUGCUCCAUCUUUUUGAUAAAUAGAAGCAAUUUAUUAUUGUGAUUGAUUGACGUGAAAGUGGAAGAGGCGGUGGCGGGGUAGAUACACACGAGAUAUUUUCGAGCAGUCAGAAAUAAGUGGGCAACCAAUUUUCCUGAGAUAAAUGGCUCAAAUCCGUCUUCCUCCCUUUCCCUUUCUGUCGUCAAGAAAGUGGAUUUGGUCAAGGAGAUGGAAAGAUCAGACAAAUAUGACAGGGAUUAAAAAACCUCAGGCUGCUGCUCAACCUACAAAAGGGCUGGCACAAUUAUAUAAGACCUUUGAUUGAAAAAUUACCCCAUCAAAAAUAAAUCCAACUAUGCGCACGUAACAAUUGUGUCCCAAUAAUGUCUCCAUCGCAGAAAUCUAUCUUCCUUCGCUCUCGGUCGUAGUAUUUCUAUCUGGCAAAGAAAAGGUGAAUGCUAUUUUAGUUUCCUUCUGGUCGCUCACGUUCUUCUUCUCGACCCCUUCUCAUGAUUCAUCAAGAAGAUCUUAUUUUUGUACCUCUUUUCAAACUCAGCCCACUUCUUAUUUCCACUUGAUCCAAUAUUCUGGGUAGCGUACCUUUUCCUACCUUAUUAGAUGAUGAUCUUUCCGUUUUGAAAUUAUUUUCAAUCAACCAGUAUAGUUUUUCUUUGCCUGUAAUACUCUUCUACUGCGUUACUUAUCAAAUAAGUACCACAACUCAACAAUACGUACGUAUACGUACUUAUACAUACCUGCAAUUAUAAUGUGUAUUGUUUUGGAUAGCAUAGUUCCAAGGCCAUGCUGAAAUUAAAAGUUAAAGUCAUUGGCAAAGUUCAGACAGCCGUGACCUUGAUUCGCUUAUCUAAUCGCUUUGAAAUCAGUGAACGAUAACGUUCAGGCAAAAUAUUACAACUUACUUGAUUCGGUGUCACUUCAACAUAGCUAAUGCCAAUCCUAUAAAAAUCAGUUAUGUAUUGGUAAUAAAUAACACAGAGUGAACAAACACUACACAACGAAUCAUCUCAAUGGUAGAUGUUCCUUUUAAGCAAUUAAUUCAUGAACGCUGCUCUAAGUUUCGCCUGCUGUGCUCAAUAAUUUCGCAGGAUAAUAAAUAUUAACGCUGCUCGUCUGUUUAGAUUAGAAUUAUAUUGCGAUGAUUUUUUGGUCUUACGCUAAUAUAAAUGUAUGGAUAAGGUGAAAAGUAAUUUUGCAUGACUAACACAAUUUAAAACCAAUGUCUAUGUCAAUCAGUUGUCUUUGUCUUCCAGUAAUUUCCCUGAGCAAGCAAGGGCAACUUUUUCAACAUUCCUUAUUGAGUGAGUGAUUGGUUUAUUAGUAAAAAGAGUAGAAUAGACUAAUAGAUAUAUAGACAACUACAAAAAAAUAAUUCACAUCCAUAGUUCAGGUACUACUAAACUAUGUGUCCAGGCAGAUGAAAUACAUGAACACUGUAACAGUUACAAUCAAAAUACUAUAUCACGAAAGUUGACAGCUUUUACUUUUUGACACUCGGCUUGAACAAAGUUGUAGCGAAUGUAUGGAAUUCCUGUGUCAUUCUUCACUGCUACAUGUGUAUAUUUACCUCAGCUUCUUGUAGUAUGUAAAAGAAAGCACGAUUAAAAACCAGGUUAUUUAUGUAUGCACGUAUCAGUUUGCAGUCAUAUAAAUAAUUAGCUGCACAAGUGAAAACAAUCAAAUUUGUAAUUUACAAAAAAAAGUUUUAUGAAAUACUUGCCAUGAAACCAAUUUUUGUUCAUGAUGAUGAUGAUGCACACGUACAAUCACUAAAUGUAGCUUGAACACGGUUAAAUAUUACAUAAAUUUGCAUUUUGUAAUGGAACCCGAAAACAAAUACUGACCUUUCAUAGCAUAUAUUUGGCUAAAUAUACGAUGGGGCAAUCUUUAAAAUAUACGUAUGUACUUUGCACUCUUGUUAUUGUGAUGAAACAGUAUGCUUUUGAUGUCCUUCCUCUUAAAUUGUUUGCCUUUUCGUAAAUAUGUGUCGCUUCAUAAUUACUGCGUACUACUGUACUUUUCCUAAAAUUACAAAAUGGUAAAGUGGGUUUGAUUUUUAUUCUAGGAUGGUAUUAGCAUCUUCUCAAUGUGUGUGUCGUACCUGCUUAAUUGUUAAGUGCGAUAAUAUUUAUGAGUAUAUGGAUUCGUGUGCGUGAUUUCUGCUGUUUUUAUACACGGUGAAAAAAAGCACCGACAGUGAUACUCGUUCUACUUGUCUCGUGUAAUGUAAAAAUAUUACAAGAAAGGAAUUGUACCCCUGUCUAUUUUUAUGAGAAAUAUAUCAAAUUCCUGUCAGGCGAUAUUAAUUGUAAAAUAUAUGAAAAUGCUUCAACAUAUAUAUUAAAAACGUUAAAAAAUAGAAUGCGCUGUCAAAAAAUAUUGUAACUGCCACUCAUGAAAUUAUUCAUCUAUGUGAAGUAGCAAUUAUAAAUAGAUACAUAGAUGACCUAUGUACUUGGAUUAUAUACUAUGGCCAAUCUAAAACAAACACGAGGUUUGCUCCUUAAUCUGUCAUUGUUAUAGCUAAAUAUCUGUAAUAAUCAUACCCCGGACAAAUAUUUUUUUAUCCUACCCUACUCGUGUUGAGCUCAACAUGAGUAGGGUAGGAUAAAAAAAUAUUUUUCCGGGGUAUGGUAAUAAUGGUUUGCCAAACAUGAUUUACUAAAGGACAUUAAUUUAUUAAUUCUAACCCGCAAAAAUAACGGGGGUUGGAUUUUCUCCUUGUAUAGUAAAUACAUAUUUCCUUAUUAGUAAACCAGAUAACAAAGCUGUAUUACGAACGCCCAAAAUAACAGGGUUACAAUUUUCAACUUUCGUAUUUAUUUCAGUCCAAAUUCCUUUAAAGCUUAAAUCUGUCAUAAGUUAUUUUAUAUGAAAAACAGACAAAUCAACGAAUUUUGUUACUUGAUGGCAAUGCGUGUAAUGAUAAGGAGCUGCUAUGUAAUUUACAUAUGUGUAUGCAUUAAAAGUUUUUUCUUAAACACUUCAGUAUGUUUCACUACAGUAAACUUACGGAAUAUAUUAUGGAAUGUAUAAGAAGAAAAUCAAAAGAUAUUCAAAAAUAAAAAAAAGUAUCUUAAAAACUA
Molecule: messenger RNA, 8103 nt
Organism: Folsomia candida
Lineage: Eukaryota; Metazoa; Arthropoda; Collembola; Entomobryomorpha; Isotomidae
Gene: alpha-Catr
Product: alpha-catulin
Exons: 28
Coding region: 1358-4135 (925 amino acids)
Biological process (GO): cell adhesion; Rho protein signal transduction
Molecular function (GO): cadherin binding; actin filament binding
Source: RefSeq, a predicted model, not a curated record